Molecule: messenger RNA, 1056 nt
Organism: Sparassis crispa
Lineage: Eukaryota; Fungi; Basidiomycota; Agaricomycetes; Polyporales; Sparassidaceae
Exons: 3
Coding region: 1-1056 (351 amino acids)
Source: RefSeq, a predicted model, not a curated record
AUGUCUUCGUCUAUACAAACUAUCCAUCAUUCAGAAAUUGACACACUACUUGAAGAGCAGCGACAGUAUCUACGCAAUAAUCCGCUUUUCCUUGGCAAUCCCGCUUUACUCAACCAUGUGGAAUGGGACAAAAAGGACACGACUUACGACGCGCUCAUCAACAAACGUCAAUCGAACACCGAACCGUCCCAAUUAGCCGACGUUGUCUGUAUCGCAGAAAUUAGCAAGGACAAAUACUGGAUGAUCCCGGGAGCUUUUGCGACUAUCGCCAACAGAGAAAUCGCCAACACCGAUGCGUUCACUCGACAACGUGGUUCUCUCAGGCUGUUUCAGCUGCGAAAGAAGGCUCUCACAGACCUAUGGAAGCCGACGUUGGAUGGAAUCAAAAACCUCUUAACCUCCGUUCCUAAUCCGAGAUCUCGAAUCACUCACACCAUUAUCGAGAACGGAGAAUUUGUUAGGGUUCGACAUGAAUGGUUUGAAGUAUACCUUUCCGCACUCCAUCUAUUCUAUCCCACUCUAACAACGUCACAGCGCAUACCGCCCGAUGAAGCAGAAUACGAAGAGACAUCGCCAGAAGCACCUACCACCUCUGCUGUAACGAUUUCAUCCGACGCUGCAACAGACACGAGCGAUGACGUUGACAAAACGGCAGCACAACUGGACGCUCAAUACGGCAUUCAGACAUGGAACAUGUGUGAAUCUUUCGACUGGGCUCAACAACAUCUACAGCGUAUAAUCGAAGACAAACAACUACGUGGUAUCCCCUUACCCGCCUUCGAUCUACGCAAUGCUAAAGCUCUCCAUCCAAAUGAAUGCGAAUCAGCAUUGAAAGGAGCACUCGCAAAGGUGACGAUGAACAUAACAAGACAGCGUACGUGGGACAAAGACUUCGAAGGACAUAAUCGCGAUGCAGAUGCCUUCUACGCUGAUAUCUCCCAAAUCACCGUCGUUCUUCCACCCGGCUAUGAAGACAUCAUCACUUCGUCCGCAAAACGACGAGGAAUGAACUUACCUGAUGACAUCAUAGCUGCGAAAAAGAAGAUUAAAAAGUAA